Molecule: messenger RNA, 1278 nt
Organism: Perkinsus marinus ATCC 50983
Lineage: Eukaryota; Perkinsozoa; Perkinsida; Perkinsidae
Exons: 5
Coding region: 1-1278 (425 amino acids)
Biological process (GO): glycolipid biosynthetic process
Cellular component (GO): mitochondrion; plasma membrane; lipid droplet
Source: RefSeq, a predicted model, not a curated record
AUGUUGAAUAUUAAAUCCACGUCGCGACCGGUUGACAUCGCAGUCUUCGGAGCGACUGGCUUCACAGGUUCUCUGAUUGUUGCAUACCUUGCGUAUAAUUAUUCGCAACUUAACAUCACUCUUGUUGGUAGGGACAAAAUACGUCUGAAUGUUCUCGCUAGGCGACAUCAGAAUGCAGACUUUGAUGUGGUAAGAACACCCCUCGUCCGUGUUUGCAUCGCUUGUGGCACUCACUACUGUGAUAUCACUGGAGAAACUCCCUGGGUCGCUCGAGAUCUCCUUCUCCUUCACGAGAAAGCGAAAAUGAACAAAACUUUCAUCGUCAACUUUUGUGGUUUUGACUCCCAGCCGGCCGACCUCCUCGUUGGUUUCGCCGAGAAAAUCCUAAAGGCUCCAUUGUCGAGCGCUGAAGCAUUCGUGUCGAUGCGAGGGACGUUUAGUGGGGGGACUCUCCAGUCGGGGAUUGCCAUGGCCGGCGUUCCUGAGGCAUCCGAUCUCUAUUGCCUAGGUGGAGGACCGUCUACUACGUCGUCAUCAGUUGAAGUUGAUGAUCAUCCGGUUUGUCCCAGUGAAACGCUCGGGUGUUGGCUGGCGCCAUUCGGGAUGGCUUCUAUCAAUACGAGAGUGGUUCGUCGAACUGCCAGUUUAAAAGGGCAGCGUUUUUCCUAUGGGGAAGCUCUGUGCGUUUCUGAUGAAAAAAGUGCAAAAAAGCAAACCAUUGUUGCUAGUCCGAAGGUUCGUCAAUCACUGAUCGAAAUGGGCAAGCUGCCUAAGCCGGGACAAGGUCCAGAUCCUCUUCUUCGCACACGGUCGUGGUUUAAAUACGUCGUUCAUGCUACUAGUGUGUCGGGGGCAAAUCUUUGGUUGCAACUAAGUGGUGGUGAUCCCGGUUACGACGAAACAGCUUUGAUGGUCUCCGAAGCCGCUGUAGGGCUUCUUGAAAAUGAAGGUGUUGACGGCCAUUGGGGAGUUGUUACGCCGGGUUAUGCUUUUGAUCCGGAAAAGAUGAUAAAACGGCUAAGAUCGGCGAAGUUGGACUCGGGGUUGGUCUUGGCGGAUGGGGACCAUGUUGGUGAUGACAACGAAUUUGACGCUGAUUUUCUGGCCUUUCGCCGAACUCUGCUGAAGACCAUCAAGAAUUUCCUCGCGGAGAUCGCCGCGAUGGCCGUUCGUCAGGCCAAGCGACGUGUGCAAGAAGUACGUCGACGUAGACUCAUUCAUAGCACUGGAGAGGGAGGGGGCAGUCCUCAGGCUCUGGUCGCCAUCACUGGUCAGUGA